UCUGGUCCCACAGCGCUUGACCAUGAAAUUCGCAGGAGUAGAACUAAGCGGAGGGCUAUCGUGGCCCUAGAGACUGCAUCCUGAAAUUAGUCUCCUUGUAGCGGACUAUUUGUAAGGCCUUUCGUCGCUGAGAUUCCUGAACCCAAUUUAGAUCAGGAUGCACUUAGCCCUAAGCACGACUACGGCCUCUGAAGAGCUACUUUGGAUUGGAUGGGGAGCUUCAAGUCGCAGUCCCGAUUGGCCGACGCGGUCUGAUGCUAAUUCGGCGAACAAGGGAGAAGCAGAACAGCAAGAGUCAAGUGCGUCAGUGACAAUCACAGUCUGAGAACCUAAAAAUCAACCUGCCAACGCUGCUGACGCCACCCGAAACGCGAAACGCACGUGAUAGGAACAGCUGUUGGGAAUGGCACAGCCUCCUCGCAAGUCUCCUCUCCGAAGUAGAGGCAUGAAGCGCAUUCUGCGCAGGAUUAAGAAACGGAUUUCGAAAUCAAGACGAGCGAACCCUGCCUCGACGAAGGAUGACAGUCCCUCGGCGACCGAUGUCGGUCUCAGGCUGAAAGAGAAUAUCUCAGGCCCUCCGCGCCUUCCGCCGGAACUAGAACGAGAGAUAUUCGAGAUGGUAGUCCGCUGCGAUUGGGUAGAAGACUGGAGCCGCAAUAGUGUGUGGAGCACGACGCUUCUUCUGCCUCUGGUCUGCCAGCGGGUUCGGCAAUGGUAAGUCGCAGCGUGUAUUUUUUCGAGCCUUUGUUGACCACAGCGAGGACAGGAUUGAGCCACUUAUCUACAGGAAGAUCUCCAUAUUGCAGCCACACAACGGAGCACCGACCGAGGCGCUCUUCCUUCGGACCUUGGCCUCCCGACCGCCGUCCUUCUUCGCCGCGCACGUGCGCACACUGUACUUCCACCACGGCAUCGAGUCACACGUCAUACAGCGCGCGCUGGAGGUCUGCACCAACGCGUCGGACGUCGCGUGCAGCAGCACCUACGCCGCGCUUGCGCCCUUGCUCUCCCCGCUCCCGAUCACCCGCCUGCUCGUGGCCGACGUCGAGGGCCUUACGGCAGACUCGGCGCCGUGGCGCAGAAACGUCACGCACCUGGGACUCAGCGCGCGUCUGCCUGCGCAUCCGGAGUCCCUUCUCACCACCUUCCCGUCGCUGGCGUACCUCGCCGUCGAGUGGGCCGCGGUCUCCACACCCGACGAGAGCGCUGCUACUGCCGUGAUCCGCAGCCUGAUGGCGGCGCAGGAUUCGCAACUCCGCAUGCUUGUGCUCGUGACGGAGACGAAGACGGAUUAUCGGUGGGCCAUACAGAACCUGAAGGAGGCCGGUUUUGAUUUGAAGGCCGCGCGGUUCCAUCUGCAUCUGAGGCCUGUGUUUGAUGCGACGUGGGAUUGUUGGUCGAGGCGGGAUUCGGACUUAUUCGAGGAGGCAGAAGGGAGUGCCAUGUAGGGAUUCUAGGUUGAGUAGUACUAGAUGAGCCUCAACUUGAAGGGAACAUUCGGUGAUGCCCAACGGCGUACCGAUGGCAUCAUAUGAUGGGAUCAGUCUAAACUCAAUAGGACAUGUCCGCUCAUCCCCUUCGACGAUUUCGAGGCCGUUCUUCUGGCCAAGAAACUAGGCUUUUGUGAAACUCUCACUACAUUGGAUUUCCUGUCAAAAAGGAUUCGGCGUGCCCAGACUUGUGAAGGACAGACUGGGUGCACGCAUGGCUCGAGCGACCCCGCCUCUAGCAUGGCCGAGCGACUAAUUGACUACCUCAUACACACUGCAAUUUGACAGAUAUUCCGCUCAAACCCCGCUUAGGUGGCGACGACGCCAUCGAACCUGCCAGAUGACAAGGACGGCUGAUGAGGAAGAGAAGCAACGUAUUGUGCACUUCCCCUUCACAUCACUUGCGGACCCACAGCCCCUGCAGGACUUGUAGCUAGCUCCUCAUUGAAAACUUCUGGCGUUUUCAGUUCGACUGUCGAAAGGGUGGUUUGUAACGCAUCUUGGGUAGCACGCGCGGCCGAGCUGUCGGGAAAUGUCUCGGGAAAAUGCACGUGUCGGAGGUGACCUCAUCAGAACAUGCUCCUGCCUCGUGUUGGCUGACCUCGUUUCUGUGAAUAGCCUUCACUCCAAUGCACGGAACGCGAGUCUACCGUGAGGAGCAUGCACACCCUUGGACUCUCACCCAAACAAGCUCGCGAAACUCAGCUUCGCCCGAGCCAUUUCACGGCCUGCUUCGAUACUCGAGUGGCAGGGUUUAGAAGAAGGAUGUCCGGAUCUCAGCAUGUCCACCGCCGCUUCGACGCUAGGGAGAGCAGCGGCAGUAGCAAUGCGCUGCGGCUCCGAGCCGACACGCCCCUCAGCUCGGCUCCGCUCGAGAGCGACUUCGAUGCGGCGGUCACACAUACUCAGCGGUGGUCCCGUGCGACCCGAACAGCGACCGUCGAUCCGCGCGCCUCGAGGCUGCUCGAUCACCUGGACGCUGCGACGCGCGUCACGUCGCCCCCACCCAGCAUCAGCAUCCCGCCGCUCAGCCCCGCGGCGAGGCGCGGUCCGUCCGUCGAGGGAUGGCCGAUGGCGCGGCAGCACGUCGCGGAGAUCAUCCGCGAGCGGACGUUGCGGCGGACGAGGCCCGUGGAUAGGAUCAAGAGCGGGAGUGUGCAAGAUUCCCACUUUGCCGAUCCGCCGCCGCAGCAACAGCACGGGGGCCAGGAGUACGAGAUGGUCGACGUGCAAGUCGUCGAAGAGACCCCGGAGCGAACGGUAUCGAUCUCCACGUGGCGUGAGCAGGUGAUCCACGAGACGGAGAUCGACGACGGCAUGAGCGUCUGCUAUGUCAACGCGGAGGGUGCCUAUGUUCGUGUACGGGAGGAAGGAACGAGGCCGAUGGUCGACCGGAGCCCGUCCAUCCCCUCGAGCAAGGUCCUUCAAGGUGGGAGAAGGACUGAGAGCAUAUCGGAAUUUGGUCGGCAACCAUUGCGGCACCAUCCUUCCACUUCGAGCAAACCCUCCUCCGAUCCACGAACGUCCACGCCCAAGGGAAGCGGGACUUUAAUCCAGCCCCUCGAUUCGCCAUUAUUUCAUGCACUGAAACACACCGGCUCGAUCAUCAGCUCUAUUCCUCCAAAAUCCGCGGAGGAGCUGGACGACUUUCUCUGCUCGUGCCAGCCUUCUCUGCUGCACAUCUCCUCCGUGCUGCAUAAGGUCGGAAUUCGGACUAUGGACCACCUGCGAGCUGUGGGCAGAUUAUCAGCUGAAACCAGGAAUCGGGAGGUCAGAGAGCAGGUGUUACGGCGUGGGGUCACUGUGGUGGAAUGGGCGAUAUUGUUAGAUAGAUUGCGGGGGGUGUAGUUUCUCCAUUUUCAGGGUUAUUAACGAUGAUAUAUAUAUACACCUCAAUGUACGUUGUCCCAUGUAUACUGUACACUAAUAAAUGCAAAGUGUGCUCCU
Molecule: messenger RNA, 3437 nt
Organism: Mycena citricolor
Lineage: Eukaryota; Fungi; Basidiomycota; Agaricomycetes; Agaricales; Mycenaceae
Source: the annotation of a GenBank genome assembly